This is a messenger RNA of Adineta steineri, 3354 nucleotides long. Lineage: Eukaryota; Metazoa; Rotifera; Eurotatoria; Adinetida; Adinetidae. The record is from the annotation of a GenBank genome assembly.
AUGACAAGCAAUAUCAGUUCAGGCACAACCGGUCACGCAUAUCGCCUUCGACCAAUGCCAAUAAAUUCAGUAAAUAAUAAUUCAAAUAUAUCUGGACAAUCAUCAAAUACAAAUCUAAAUAAUAAUAAUAAUAGUAAUUCAUUAUAUUAUGGUUCAUCAUUAACAGCAGCACCUACAAUUACUCCUCCUACAUGGAGUUAUUCAUCACCGAGUCAACUAGCUCGGAAAUAUGCUAACAUAGCGCCUAUUUGGUGUCAUAUAACUAAACCAAGACAAUUGAAAAAAAAAUUUGCAUCAACAUUUCAUCAAGCACAAUCAUUAGUAAGUUUUUAUAAUGAAGAUCGAGCACCAAGUGAACGACGUAGUUCAGUUAAUCAACCACAACAAAGUCAAAUACAAUCUCAACAACAACCCAUUGUACAUAGUACAAGUAUGAAUCCACAUAAUCAUCAUCAUGAGUCAAAUAGUUACCGUCAACAAUAUACUCCACAUUAUGUUUCACAUGAUCUUGCUAAAGAACCAAUAUCUUCAUCACGAGCAAAAAAAAAAUAUACAGGUGGAGCUUUAACAAUGCAUAUAUCAUCAUCAUCACGUUUACAAUCACCCCCACCGCCGCCGCCGCCACCACCACCUCCACCAUUAACUCAUGAAGAAAAAUUUUCUAAUCCAAGUGAACGUAAAGCUCGUAUUGAUCAGUUAAAAGAUUUAGUUUUUAAUACACGUAUUAAAGAGACAAUGGUUGGACGAACUGAUUCAAAAAAUCGUUCAACAACUAAUUUACAUAAAGCUACUUCAUAUAAACGUAUUGAUCAAAUAACAAAUCCAAUUGAUGAUUAUCAAUCAUUAGCUAUUCCACCAACAACACCAACACGUAAAGAUUCACAUUAUUAUCAUUAUCAUUUACCAUCAAAUCCAAUUUCAUCCACAAUCAAUGAUAAUCUUAAUAAACCAAUUGUACCUCCACCACCUACACUAUCAUCAUCAUCAUCAUCGACAACGGCUAACAACACAGCAACAGCAACGAUAUCACAUCCAACAUACAAUUAUGAUUAUUUACGUGCAAAAUCAAAAGAACAUACACGUCCGACAUACCAUGAUUCAAAUUAUAUAACAACUCCAAUACAUACUAAUACAGAAAUAUCAUCAGCAUCAUCAUCAUCGCAAAUUGGAUCAAGUAAUUCACCUUAUAUUGGUUCAACAAUAACAACAAAUCCUUUGAAUUCUUAUCGUACUUUUGAUGAUCAUAGUUAUAUGAGUAAACCUACAGCGGUUACUGAUAAAAAUUCAUCAUAUACAGCAAUUACUUCAUAUCCAAGUUAUCAAACACCUAGUUCAUCUAAGCGACGUAUUAAAAAAUAUUUACUUGCUAAGAGUGGUACUAGUACUAGUAGUACAGGUCUUUCUCAUCUAACAGAACCUAUUGUUAAUACUUUUGAAAAUUUAUCAUUAAAUGAUGAAGAUAAAACAAUUAGUGGAGAAAGUUCAAAUGUUAUUAUUACUAAUACUCAUGCAAUGACAUCACCAUCUCCAGUACCUUCAGCUUCUCCUAAUCCAACAACAAUAAGUACAACUAUUGUUCCAUCACUUCAUACAACACCACCUAUUCCAGUAAUUCCAACACUUAGUCCAGCAUUAUCACCACCACCACCACCACCGCCGCCACCUGUUCCAAUAAGUACUAGUGUUGUUGAUACCAUUAUUUUUUCCACACCUAAUGCUCAAUUAUCACCUAGUCCACAGACUAACAAUACUAUUACUACUACUAAUAAUAAUAAGAUUCCCCCUGUUAUUGUUAUACCAUUAUCUGCUUCUCUGACAUCUCUAAACAAACAACAACAGCAGCAACAGUCAUUAAAAUCAACAACAAAUUCUCUUCUUGAGCUUACUCCUUCACACAAUGGAAAAGAACAAUCUCCAUCUCGAUCAAUUGUACCAGCGACCACUGAGGAUGGUUCUUCAACACCACCUCGCAAUAAUAUACACACUAGCUCAUCACUUGAACGUCAUCGUAGGCGCCGGCACAAUCGACAUGAUUCAUCUGAAAAUCGACGCGGUGGAAACAACAACAACAACAACAGUGGUAUUCUUCGUGCUGAAAGUAUCACAAGCACUUCUUCGAACUCGAAACGACAUAAGAAACUCAAUAAUUUAAAUAAUAACCAUUCGAAUAAUAGUUAUCAUCACCAUCAUCAUCAUCAUCAUAAUAAAAGAUCAACUUCAACACCAAAUCGAAGUAAUCGACGAGACAAAAGCGAUUCGGGCCAUGUCAAUAUUCGUGAUGAUGAUGAAGGACAUUUGAUUUACGUUCCAGGUGAUAUUUUACAUCAUCAAUAUGAAAUUCGUCGAACACUUGGCGAAGGCACAUUUGGUAAAGUCGUUGAAGUUCGUGAUCUUCGCGGUGAUGGUAGUACACGGUUAGCAUUAAAAAUAAUCAAAAAUGUUGAAAAAUAUCGUGAAGCGGCCCGGUUAGAAAUUAAUGUACUUAAAACAAUCAAUGAAAAAGAUCCCGAUGGUGUUAAUUUAUGUGUUGCAUUACUUGAUUCAUUUGAUUAUUAUGGUCAUAUUUGUAUUGCUUUUGAUAUGUUAGGUUUAAGUGUAUUUGAUUUUUUAAAAGAAAAUAAUUAUAUUCCAUAUCCUAUUGAUCAAGUUCGUCAUGUUUCAUAUCAAUUAUGUCUUGCUGUUAAAUUUCUUCAUGAAAUUGCUUUGACACAUACAGAUUUAAAACCUGAAAAUAUUCUUUUUGUUAAUUCCGAUUAUAAUAUUGUUUAUAAUCAUCGAAAACGAAGAGAUGAACGUGUUGUUCGUCGAACAGAUAUUAAAGUAAUUGAUUUUGGUUCAGCAACAUUUGAUUGGGAACAUCAUUCAACUAUUGUUUCGACUCGACAUUAUCGUGCGCCAGAAGUUAUACUUGAAUUAGGAUGGUCUCAACCAUGUGAUGUAUGGAGUGUUGGAUGUAUUCUAUUUGAACUUUAUCUUGGUUUUACUCUCUUUCAAACGCAUGAUAAUAAAGAACAUUUAGCCAUGAUGGAACGAAUACUUGGUUCGAUUCCUUAUCGAAUGGCAAAACAAUCAAAAAAAACGAAAUAUUUCUAUCAUGGUCGACUAGAUUGGGAUGAACGUAGUUCAGCUGGUCGUUAUGUACGUGAAAAUUGUAAACCUUUACGACGAUAUAUGGUGAGUGAUGAACCAGAUCACCAACAAUUAUUUGAAUUAAUUGAAAAAAUGCUUGAAUAUGACCCAAAACGACGAAUAACAUUAGUUGAUGCUCUUCGACAUCCAUUUUUUGAACGUCUUUUACCAGAACAGCGUAUUAGCGAUCUACCUUCAGUCGCAAAUACAUCUUCCAAAUCUUGA